Messenger RNA from Penaeus chinensis, 3342 nucleotides. Its product is annotated as extracellular tyrosine-protein kinase PKDCC-like. The transcript has 8 exons. Gene Ontology annotation, molecular function: non-membrane spanning protein tyrosine kinase activity. Bases 1569 to 2540 code for a protein of 323 amino acids. The record is from RefSeq and is a predicted model, not a curated record. NCBI's taxonomy places the organism in Eukaryota, Metazoa, Arthropoda, Malacostraca, Decapoda, Penaeidae.
ACUCGGGCAUGGGGUCUCUUCGUAGUUGGCACUUCAGGGAUAAAUGGAGUCCUAAAAUAUAGUACCAUGCCAAGAGUACCUCGUUCUAUCAAAGUGCUCUUCUUCAGUAGUCAGGGGGUGUUAAUCCAGGCAGUCUUCUUCUUUCUUUCAUCUUUUAUAGGGUUUUAGACUAUGGUAGCCUAUACUUCCUGGAUUUUCUUUUGUGGGUAUUCAUUGUUUUCGGAUUAUAUCUGUUAUCUAUAUGUGAAUCUGUUGAGAUUACGUAUUUUUUGUAGUUUGUUGUUGUUUAUGGAGUUUAGUGCCUGUUUAAUUGCAAAAAGUUCUGCUUCUGUCAUCUGUUUGUGGUUUUGUAAUUUCCAGAUUGUUGUGAUGUUUUUGUUUUGAAUGUAUAUUGCUGCUGAAGUUGAUGUUGGUUCUUUUGUUUUUGAACCGUCUCUGUAUUUUUUGUGAUAAUUUUGGUAUGCUGUGUUUUCAAGGAGGUGAAAGUGUUGUUGUGAGAUUGCUUGUGCAUAACUUUGUAGUGUUUUUUUGGUAGUGGCUUAUACUUUCACGGUUUAUGUUAACCGGUGAAGUUCCUUUAGUUACUUUAGUGAUUUCUUUUGUUUUUUGCAUAUGCUUCUUUAUUUGUAUUGUUUUUGGUUUGUUCUGUAAUGGGUUUUAGUUGUUGUAGUUUUUUGGAUAUCUAGGUUGUUUGGUGUAAAAUUGUUGUUACUACAAUCUUUAAAAUUAUGUUCAAAACUACUGCAUCUACUGCAUCUUUUUUUGUUUUUGCAAGUAAGAAUCCCAUGUCCAUAUCUGAGGCAAUUAUAGCAUUUAGGUAUUGGUAAGGUGUAUUGUUUAACUUGGUAUGAGGUGUGUCCAGUCGCUACCCUUUCUAGCAGUGGUCCUUUAAAUGUUAUUCUUAGAGAUUUUGUUAGGGUCCAUUUUUCUGCCUUAACUUUUUCUUGAGUAUUUUUAUUUAUUCUUAUUACUUCUUGAAUAUGCAAAAUAUGACCUAAUUUUCUUAUUCUUUCUUUGAUUGUUCUCAUGUCCAGGUUCUAUUUCAACUGGGUAUAUGGUUCCAUAUGUACAAUCUAUAUUUAUACUUGAUGUUGGUUAUUUGCAGAUAAUUUCCCAAUGUCCAAGUUUCUUUAUUCUUUUUAUAUCAUUAAUUUCAAAUCUAAUUGCCUUCCCAAUACCUAGUACUCAUAGGGAAUCUUCUAUAAUAUAUUUGUGGAAUUCUGAAUUAUUUAUUGCAUUUGUUAGUUGAAUUGGGUUAUUAAAGUUUGAAUUUAAUGAUUCUCCUGUUAAUUGUAUAAGUAUUACAUUCUGGUUUGAUCUUACUUGAUUAUUGGGUUCGGUGUUAUUCAUUGCUGGUUGGAAUUACUCGAAGUUUUUUCCGGCUUCUUCGUUCCGGUGUUGUUUGGAAGACUGGGAUUCAAAUAAUGCAAGACUUCUAACUUGCAAAGAAAUACAUACCUAUAAGGAACUUAACAGUUAUUGGAUCUGGAUGGACAAAAACAGUUUACAGAGGUUUAUAUGGAAAUAGUUCCGUAGCCCUAAAAACGGUGCAUAGUUCUGGUCACGACAUGGCUAGUUGUCAGGAAGAAACUAGCGUCUGUUAUCAUCGUUGUGCCUCAAAGAUAAUCAAGGAGACAGCACUGCUUCGUGAACUUAAACAUCCAAAUGUUUUGAAGGUAUUGGGGGAGUGCUUACCGAGUGAAGAUUAUUCUCCAGGACCUCCAGCUGUAGGAAUUGUUGCAGUGAUAACAGAACUAGGUCAUCCUGUGGACAUGAUAGAAAUUUUGCAGAUGGAUUUUGAAAGUCGUUUGAAGCUAGCAUAUGAUGUAGUCAAUAUACUGCAGCAUCUCGCCCACUCUCCCCUUGGCCCUCUAUUGAUGAAGGACUUUCGACGGCAGCAAUUUGUUAUUGUUGGUGACACAUUAAAGUUAUCCGAUGUGGAUGACAUAGUUCUUGGAGACCCUAAGUGCAUGCUUGAUAAGGACUGCAUUCUGGAGAUUAGCAGUGGUAAACAUGUUAAAUCAUAUUUGCCAUGUAGUGAUGGGAAAUGUAAAGGCUACAAUAGCCUGAGCAAUGCAAUUCAAGCUGGGCAACAUUUCAUGCGUCUGCUGAUCCCCUAUGGAAGUCCAAAAGCUUUGGAAAACACAAGUUCUGAUAUUCUAAACCGUCUCUUAGCUGGGAACCUAUACUCUGAAGAAGUUUAUUUAGAAAUUCAUCGUUUAGUGAGGAAUUACUCUUCUGGAAGUUAUCUUAAAAAUACUGAGAAGGAGAUGAUUAAAGAUUAUAUUGCAUACCCUGGUGAAACAAUAUUGGAAGGGGACUUUUCAUGCCAGAAGACAGCAGCUUGGGGAUGUAUUCAGUCCGUUUCCUCGCCUGCAGAAGGUGCCUGGCUCUGCUCGCAAAUCCCAAAGUGUGAGGCAUUUAUCCUCAUUGAUCAGUGGUCAUGGACAGGGCGUCAGAUUGCAGUGUUCAAGUCAUCACAAAGAAAUAUAAAACAAAAUAAGGAGCAUACACUAUACAUCCGUCGAGGACAGGGCUGAUGAUUGAAACAUGUUGUUAUCUAUAAUUGUAUAGAUAAGUAAAAAAGAAUGAUAAGUAUUUUUACCUAUAAUGACUUCCUUGGCUUUAAUUAGACAUUGAAAAUCUAAUAAUCUUUAUUUAGGUAUGAAAUACCAUUCAAUGAUUCGUUGUGAUUAUUGUGAUGAAUGAGAAUAUGUGAAUUCCAAUAGUCUUACUUUAUAUAAAUGUAAGAAAAGGGUUGUUUUAUAUAGGACUUUAUAUAUUUUAUACAUUUUUAUAAUUUUAUACAAAAAAUUAGCUAUAUAUCCAAAUUUAUGAUUUCUGAUAAGUUCAAGUUACUAGUGAAACUGUAACCAGUGCCAUAUCCGAAGUUGUAGAAUAUUAGUUUAUAUUUUUCGUAGUGGAGAUUAUUUUGUUUUUAUGCCAUGCAUUUUAUGUGUGCGAUUAAAAAAUUAUUGAGAUGUAGAUAGAAAACUUAAGAAGCAUAAGUUUAUCAGUAACAGCAUUAUUUGAAUUAGAGUUAUUGACUUUGUGUUUCACAAGGCAACUAGUAAUGAAAUUGAUAAAGAGGAAUGAUGCAUAUAGCAUGUCAGAUCAACCUCUGCCUUAUUAUAUAUGAUAUGUAUGAUUUAUUAUUCUUGAAAGAGGAUUAUUGUCUUCUAGUCAAAACCAAAGUAAAUGUUAUGUCAGCCAUCAAAUGGAAUUGCACAAUACUUGUCAUGAAGGUCUUUUGUUAUAGAAAAGACUGUGAUUUUUAGGUUAGUGUUUAUUAAUAAGUCAUAUUAAUGAGAAUCUAAUUGUAAUAAAAGUAUGACAUUUUGA